CAAUCAUCACAUAUUUUUCAAUGUUCUGAAUGGUACAUCGCGACGACAUACAAUAGGAGCGAUCUCUUCGAUCACGGUUGGGUAAUGAUCACACCUCCCGAGUCCCAUCUGUCGGAAGACUCUAAGGUUCAAUCCGCAGCGACUUAUGGGAAGUUCGGACCAUAGUAUAGUUAUAUUGGACACUGCGGACGGUUGAUAGUGUACACUCUGCAACACAACGUGGGAGAUCUACAUGGAAAGUGGCGAGGACUUGACGUUUCCGUUCCUAGCUGCAGAUAGCUUUGAAUGUGCCUGCCAGGCAUUUGUGAGACGAGUUGAUGCAGCUGGAGGCGGGCGAAAUCUUGGGUGGCUAGCAGUUGAGUAUUUGCCAUCUGAGCCGGGGCGUUCGAUUUUGAGGAUAUCAAAAUCUAUAAACGUUCAAAGAGGGCGUCUUGAAGGAAAAAAAACCUUUGUGGAUGGGCGCACAGAGAAUGGUGAGGAUUCACAAGAAGAUCUGAUCGAAGACGACGAUCGAGAAACCCUUAUUCGCGAUGGGGUCAAUGAAGAACAAUUGGCCAUUGACUAUGAUAUUGCACUCUCAACGUCAUAUAAUGUACCUGUCAUGUAUUUCCUUCUAAAAGGGGCCUUUCAGGUAGGUCCUGCGGCAUUAGAUGACAUAUACAACUUCCUCGUCCCGCAUCAACACCAACAAUCAUUGAAAAGCAACGGCGUCAUGGGCGGUAUCAGUUUUGGAUAUCAUCCACAGUCUGGCAUUCCAGCUUAUUUCGUUCACCCUUGUAACACCGCCAGUGCCAUGAAAGCGAUUGCCGGCGAUAAAAACAUUGAACCGGAAGACUAUCUUCCCACAUGGCUCGGCCUUGUUGGUGGCUGCAUUAAUCUAAGUCUUCCCAGCCGACUGUUCGUGGCAUCAUAG
Talaromyces stipitatus ATCC 10500 is the source of this 913-nucleotide messenger RNA. RefSeq lists its product as uncharacterized. Gene Ontology annotation, molecular function: Atg12 transferase activity. The record is from RefSeq and is a predicted model, not a curated record. Gene Ontology annotation, cellular component: intracellular anatomical structure. Gene Ontology annotation, biological process: macroautophagy; protein lipidation; protein modification by small protein conjugation. Bases 233 to 913 code for a protein of 226 amino acids. The transcript is spliced from 4 exons. Lineage: Eukaryota; Fungi; Ascomycota; Eurotiomycetes; Eurotiales; Trichocomaceae.